Silurus meridionalis is the source of this 2013-nucleotide messenger RNA. RefSeq names its product calcium binding and coiled-coil domain 2 (gene calcoco2). The transcript has 14 exons. The coding region runs from base 131 to 1795 and encodes 554 amino acids. The record is from RefSeq and is a predicted model, not a curated record. NCBI's taxonomy places the organism in Eukaryota, Metazoa, Chordata, Actinopteri, Siluriformes, Siluridae.
UAGAACUUCAUUUCCCACAAUGCACGGCGGUCUCUUGAUAAACGCACACUUACACACCCCGACCAGGCAGGAAGCCCAGAGCGGCGUCGACACACGGAUCAGAUCGUAAAGGUUUUUCUUGAAGCUGAAAAUGAGUGAGAGCGCAGAUGAUGACGGGGUGCAGGUGGAUAUGGAGUCCUCUACGUAUUCUCAGGUGGUCUUUAUUGACGUUCCUCGUUCUUAUCCACUCAACACUCAUGUGACCUGCUGUUACAAGAUGACUGGAGACCUGAUCCCCAGCUCUAAAGACUGGAUAGGAAUAUACAAGGUUGGCUGGGAUUCAGUCCAGAAAUAUUAUUGUUAUCAAUGGACAACGGCUUGUUUGGACUAUAAAGGACUUGAACCCCUUACACAGCAAAUUUUCUUUAAGGAAUCCUAUCUCCCUAAAGAUGACGGUGAGUUUUAUCAGUUCUGCUAUGUGGACAGCAGUAGUAAGGUGCGAGGAGCGAGUACACCUUUCUGCUUCCAAAACCCAGCAGAAACGACCGUAGACUGCAGCCUUUUAGUGAUCUCAACACAGGAACAAGUGGAGCAGAAGGAGAGGGAAAUGGAGGCCUUACUGACUGAGAUGGAACACACAAGAGAACAGAACACAAUUUUAAAAAAUAAGCUGGAUGAAGCACUGCGAGAAAUCUAUCAUCUCAGGAUGAACAAUGAUAAGCUGAAGUCUAAUAGUACAAGUGAAACAUUUUCACUAAAAGAGCAGCCUGAAAGUCCGGAGCUGGAUACCAUGGAGCAGCCUUUUCUUUCGGAUAUUGUGGCAGAAACCAAACCAGAAAAUGAGUCACUGAACUCCAUGCGUGGGAAGUAUGACAACGCGGUUCUGAAGAUUAAUAGGCUGAAGCAAGAGAAAGCCCUACUCACUCAAGUGAACAAGCAGAAAGAUGCAGAGAUUUCAGAACUAAGGCCCAGGGCUGAAAAAGCAGAACAGGACCUUAACAGAAUACAAGAUCAGUGCCAACUUCAACAGGUUGAUAUACAGAGUGUUCAGAAAGAGAAUGAAAGGUUGAAUACUGAAAAUGAGGGAAUGAAAUGUGACCUGGAGAGACUGCAGGAAGAGAUCAAGGCAUUAAAAGUGACCUUGUCAAAGCAAAGGCCUCCUGAGGGAGACAAAAAUGACCCAAAGAUUUUGACCCUGACUAAUGAGCUUGCAGAAGUCCGAGGGGCACUGCGCAAAGAGAUUUUGAACAGUAAUGAGGCGAACAAACGUGCAGAUAAAGCGGAGUUGGAGCUGAAAGAAAUGAAGAUGCAGCUUGAAAAAAGGACUGUGGCUGAGGAAAGUCGGAGAGAGUUGGAGAUCGCUGAAGCUCAGAAAAGAUACACUGAACAGGCAAACAUAGCAGAGGCCUCACGAUUAGAAAAAGAAAAGCUGUCAAAGGAAAACAAGAAAUUUAAGGAGGACAUUGCAAGGUUACAGACAAUGAUAUUUGAGCUGUCCUCAAGGUCAAAUGUAAGCAACGCUCAGCAGCAACAAAACCCCCUCAGUCCAACACCUGCAUCUCCCAACAACACCCAGCAGCAACCACAGUCUGACCCAUAUUUCUUUGAGGACAAUCGUGGACCUUUUGGAAAUCCCGAUAAUGCAGGAAAAAAGGCAAAGGUGUGCCGUCACUGCCAAGAAAGCUUUCCUGAUAUUACCGAAGAAGAACUGGUGACACAUGAGCAGUCUCAUAAGGUGUGCCCUUUCUGCACACUCAUUUGUGAUGACUGUGGACAGCAGGAGUUUGAAGACCAUGUCUACAGCCAUGAGGAAUAGACAUGCCACCUGAAAUGUAUACUCAUAUCUGCAUGGAUAACAUAAACACAUGUACCACUUAUUCAUAUUUCUUAACAUUUGUUGUUAUUUUAAAGUCUUUCUGUGAUAUUUAUAUUAUGUAGUUUGAUGGUAUAUGGCAGGGUCUUUGGAAGUGUGGUGUAAAGGUGGUAAUACUGGGCAGAGCCGGAGACAGGGAAUUAAUAAAGAAUCUAAAUAUA